Carassius auratus (goldfish) is the source of this 2464-nucleotide messenger RNA. Its product is annotated as aminomethyltransferase, mitochondrial-like. The record is from RefSeq and is a predicted model, not a curated record. Lineage: Eukaryota; Metazoa; Chordata; Actinopteri; Cypriniformes; Cyprinidae. Gene Ontology annotation, cellular component: mitochondrion; glycine cleavage complex. The transcript is spliced from 9 exons. Gene Ontology annotation, biological process: glycine catabolic process. Gene Ontology annotation, molecular function: protein binding; aminomethyltransferase activity. Bases 151 to 1380 code for a protein of 409 amino acids.
UGCUCGACAGCACGUGUACGUCAGGAAUUCCAACUACAUUUCCCAGGAUUCUCUGAAUUCACUGGCUUGUUUUGCUGUGAAAGCAGUGUGGAAGUCGACAGUGACUGCGCUGGGCUUUUGAACAACUCGUGUGUAACUGAAAACAACAACAUGCUUGCUCGGGCUUUUGGAAACGGCCUCUGUAACCGACUUUCGAGGGAAACGCGAACUGUCGGUCUGGUGGCAACGGGGCGGCAGGAUAGGCAAGCUUCCACAGAGGUGGUGCUCAAGAAGACCCCGCUGUAUGACUUCCACAGGGCUCAGGGUGGUAAGAUGGUGGAGUUUGCAGGAUGGAGUAUGUCUGUGCAAUACAAAGACAGUCACAUUAACACACACAUGCACACACGCCAGCACUGCUCCAUCUUCGACGUCAGUCACAUGCUGCAGACUAAAGUCCAUGGUAGAGACAGAGUGAAGUUCAUAGAGUCUCUGAUUGUUGGAGACAUUGCUGAACUAAAAGACAACCAGGGCACUCUCUCUCUCUUCACAAACACUAAAGGAGGAAUCAUGGAUGAUCUGAUAGUGACCAAGACAGAUCAGGGUUACCUGUAUGUUGUCUCCAAUGCUGGCUGUGCGGACAAAGACUCUGCUCAUAUGCAGGCCCGACUGCAGGAGUUUAAAGCAGCAGGUCAUGAUGUUGAUUUGGAGUUCAUGGAAGAAAGUCUUAUUGCUCUGCAGGGCCCAUCAAUGGCCCAGGUUCUGCAGAAAGGUGUGGGUGAUGACCUCAGAAAGCUGACCUUUAUGACCAGUGUUUUGACCCCAGUGUUUGGCAUUCAGGGCUGCAGGGUCACACGCUGCGGAUAUACAGGGGAGGAUGGAGUUGAGAUCUCAGUACCAAGUGAAGACGUUGUCUCACUGACUGAAAAGUUGUUAGCUGAUGGUGAGGUGAAACUCGCUGGUCUCGGAGCCAGAGACAGUCUCAGGCUGGAGGCGGGACUUUGUCUCUAUGGCAAUGACAUUGAUGAGACCACCACACCUGUGGAAGCAAGUCUUGUUUGGACUAUAGGUAAGCGUCGUCGACAGGCACAAGAUUUUCCCGGUGCUGACAUCAUUGUUCCACAAAUAAAGGCCAAGACUCUGAGAAAGAGAGUGGGACUGAUCUCCGCAGGACCACCUGUCAGACAGCACACACCAAUCCUGUCAUCUGACGGCAGGGUUAUAGGGGAGGUCACCAGUGGAUGCCCAUCUCCCUGCCUCAAACAAAAUGUUGCCAUGGGCUAUGUGGAAGCUGGCUUCAGUAAAGUGGGCACAUCAAUCCAGGUGGAAGUGAGGAAGAAAGCAGUGCAGGCAGUGGUCAGCAAGAUGCCAUUCGUGCCCACCAAGUACUACAUGGGCCAGUAGACCUACUGAUUAUAAAACCUUCUGUGUUUACGAGAGGGUCUGUUGAAGACCGGUCUGGUAGUAUUUAGCAGUGGAGGUCUCUGCUACUUGAUUGUCACUGGAAUGGAGACCAACAUUAGAGAUUACACAAAACCUGAGACAUACACCAGCAUUGAGCAAUUGAACAAAUGCAAACUUUAAAACACAAACAUAAUUUACUUCCAUUUGAAUGACAUUCCAGGACGUUCUGUAAUAAUUGCACAACAUUUUGGCCACUUCACUAGAAAUUCAAAUCAAAUUGAAUGUCAGAAUGUGGGAAAGGACCACUUGCUGUUUCUGUGUGUGUGUGUCUAACAUAGAGCACUUAAAAUGUUAGUUUGAGUGUGGGAAGUUGACGUCUGUUUUAAAGACUACUGACUCAGAUUCCUUUAAUAAGUUUGCCACACAUCUGGUUCAUUUUAUGCCAGUGUACUGUUUUAGUGUCAUAGCUUUAUGAUGUAAAAUUAUAAAAUAAUUAACAAAGCUAAUCUGAAUGAGAUAAAUUAUAUUAGAAAGAUGCCUAAUUGUUGAGUAGGUUGUCAUGGUGUAGUAUUAUUAAUGUCAUUAAAUUUAGAACACAUCACUGUGAAGUCUUUCGGUUUGAAAGAACAUUUCUAUUUUUGUUUUCUUUUGGAAUGUGGUAGAAUCAUUUAAUUUAUUCCAUAUAAUUUUCUAAACAUUUUAUUUUUGGUUGAUUGCCCCCCACCUUAUCUGCCCCCAAUCCUCCCUUUCUUUAUAUCUAUCUAUCUAUCUAUCUAUCUAUCUAUCUAUCUAUCUAUCUAUCUAUAUAUAUAUAUAUAUAUAUAUAUAUUUAUGUCUGUCUGUCUAUCUAUCUAUCUAUCUAUCUAUCUAUAUGAGAAUGAGUAAUAAGUAUUAUUAUUAUUAUUGUUAAAGAAUGAAUGGGUUUUAUAAAUGCUUUUGAGAAACGGAUAGCCACAUGUACCACCGUCUCACUUAAUGAGAAUUUCUAGAAUCAUAAAACCAUAAGAGUCACGGUAUGCUGACGGUUCUGUUUAGCGUCCUUAUUGUUUUCAUACAGGAAAGUUUAUAAAGCUUAACUUUUUUU